ACGAAGCAAGACAAAAGACAUGGUUACCAAUAAGAAGAAAAGACCGCACUGGUUCAUUCGGAGUUUGGGUCCAACCUUCACCUCCUGUAUGCUGCUGGGACUGAGUGCCUUGUACUUCACCUUCCCGUGUGUCUGGUUGACAAUGAACGUCUCUGUGGCUUUUCCAAUAUGCUCCGCAGUCCUGUUUGCCGUCUCUUUCAUUAAUUUCCUCUUGACGAGCUUCAUGGACCCUGGGAUUCUCCAUCAAGGCACCCCGUUCCCAGGUCCCCUGGAGGUGAAUGAGCUGAUAGUGAACGGGCAGGAGUGUGACGUGAGGUGGUGUGUGAAGUGUGAGUUCUACAGGCCCCCUCGGAGCCAGCACUGUCGCCGUUGUGACAUGUGUGUGGAGGAAUUUGAUCACCACUGUGCUUGGAUGAACAACUGUGUGGGUCGGCGAAAUUAUCGCUUUUUCUUCUUUUUCGUGGUGUUUCUCAUCCUGUACAAGCUAGUGGUGCUGGGAUCCUCUACCACCUACCUGGGGCUGACCUGGUCCCAGCCCUUCACCCUCCAGAAGAUUUGCACUAUCAUCCUGAUUGUACCCACCCUGCUUUUCUUGAUUCAGGUUCUGCCUUUGCUUGGGUUUCACAUCAAGUUUAUCACUGAGGCUGCACGCACCUACGAUGGGGACUUUUUUGAUUAUGAGGAAGGGAACCCAUUUGAUGAGGGCUGCAAGAGGAACUGGCUUUUUACAUUCUGUACCCCAGUGGGACCAAGGUAA
Messenger RNA from Polyodon spathula (Mississippi paddlefish), 757 nucleotides. Its product is annotated as palmitoyltransferase ZDHHC19-like. The transcript is spliced from 6 exons. The record is from RefSeq and is a predicted model, not a curated record. Gene Ontology annotation, cellular component: Golgi apparatus; endoplasmic reticulum. Bases 20 to 757 code for a protein of 245 amino acids. Gene Ontology annotation, biological process: peptidyl-L-cysteine S-palmitoylation; protein targeting to membrane. Lineage: Eukaryota; Metazoa; Chordata; Actinopteri; Acipenseriformes; Polyodontidae. Gene Ontology annotation, molecular function: protein-cysteine S-palmitoyltransferase activity.